AUGGAUGAAGAAAACUAUAAUGAUGAAUAUGAAAACUCUUUCUUGGGUGAUCUAGGUUAUGGUGAAGAGAAUCAAAACGAAGGUCAAUCUACCUCUCAAAUUGAGAACAAACCAAAGAUCUUCUUGAUGGGUUUAAAGAGAUCAGGUAAAUCAUCGAUUCAAAAAGUAGUAUUCCACAAGAUGCUUCCAAAUGAAACAUUGUUUUUGGAGAGUACAAGCAAGGUAGUAAAGAACGAUAUCUCGAACAGUUCGUUCGUUCAAUUCCAAAUCUGGGAUUUCCCAGGUCAACUCGAUUUCUUUGAUCCAGCCUUUGACUAUGAAUUCAUUUUGAACAACUGUGGUGCCAUCGUCUUUGUUAUCGAUGCUCAAGACGAGAUCACCGAAGCUCUCAUGAAAUUACAUCAAACUAUUGUUAAAGUUCAUCAAAUCAAUCCAAAUAUACAUUUCGAAGUAUUCAUUCAUAAAGCCGAUGGAUUGUCAGAUGACCACAAGAUCGACAGACAAAGAGACAUUCAACAAAAGGCAACUGACGAACUUGCAGAUGCCAACAUCCACAUUCACCCAAGUUUCUACGUAACCAGUAUUUACGAUCACUCUAUUUUCGAAGCAUUCUCUAAAGUCAUUCAAAAGUUGAUUCCACAGUUGCCAACUCUCGAGAAUUUACUUGAUGUUUUUAUUUCCAGAUCAAGAAUUGAAAAGGCAUUCCUUGUAGAUGUUGUAAGUAAGAUCUAUGUUGCCACUGAUAAUUCACCAGUCGAUAUGCAAACCUACGAGCUUUGCAGUGAUAUGAUUGACGUUGUCAUCGAUGUCUCUUGUAUCUAUGGUUUGAAAGAAGAGGAAGAGGGUCUUGGAUACGACCAAGAGUCACACUCUGUCAUCAAACUCAACAAUGGAAUGGUAUUAUAUUUAAGAGAAGUCAACAAAUAUCUAGCAUUGGUUUGUUUAUUACGUGAAUCAAAUUUCGAUAAGCAUGGUUUGAUCGAUUAUAACUUUAUGUGUUUCAAGAAAGCCAUUGAAGAAGUAUUUUCAAGAAGAACCGCUCAAAGUAAAAAGAAAGCAAUCAAGAAGAAUUAA
Heterostelium album PN500 is the source of this 1074-nucleotide messenger RNA. It is a transcript of the gene ragC, whose product is annotated as GTR/RAG family Ras-related GTP-binding protein. Gene Ontology annotation, cellular component: lysosome; Gtr1-Gtr2 GTPase complex; nucleus. Gene Ontology annotation, molecular function: GTPase activity; GTP binding. Gene Ontology annotation, biological process: cellular response to amino acid stimulus; regulation of autophagy; cellular response to starvation. The transcript has 5 exons. The coding region runs from base 1 to 1074 and encodes 357 amino acids. Lineage: Eukaryota; Evosea; Eumycetozoa; Acytosteliales; Acytosteliaceae. The record is from RefSeq and is a predicted model, not a curated record.